Messenger RNA from Suillus subaureus, 429 nucleotides. RefSeq names its product ras-induced vulval development antagonist-domain-containing protein. The transcript has a single exon. Gene Ontology annotation, molecular function: chromatin binding. Gene Ontology annotation, biological process: regulation of gene expression. The annotation marks the transcript as partial. Lineage: Eukaryota; Fungi; Basidiomycota; Agaricomycetes; Boletales; Suillaceae. Gene Ontology annotation, cellular component: nucleus. The record is from RefSeq and is a predicted model, not a curated record.
AUGCCACCACCAACCACCAUCCCAUCACACUCUGGAGAGGCGAUGGACGAGGACUCUGAUGAGGAUGUCGGGCCCCAACCGCUACACAAGGUUGUCAUGAAGAAGUUCGAUGAACGCGCUUAUGGUAGUGCUCUACUUCGCGGUGAAGGUAGCGCCAUGGCUGCCUUCCUGCAGGACGACACGGACACACGUAUUCCACGUCGUGGUGAAAUUGGUCUUACCUCGGACGAGAUUGCCCAAUUCGAGUCGGUUGGUUAUGUGAUGAGUGGAAGCCGGCACAAGCGCAUGAACGCAGUGCGUAUGAGGAAGGAGAACCAGGUUAUUAGCGCGGAGGAGAAGAGGGGUAUAUUGAAGUUGCAGAAAGAUGAGAGGCAGAGACGGGAGGCUAUACUCAGGGAGGAAUUCAGUGAGCUUGUGACAGAGAAGCUC